Molecule: messenger RNA, 1575 nt
Organism: Schistosoma mattheei
Lineage: Eukaryota; Metazoa; Platyhelminthes; Trematoda; Strigeidida; Schistosomatidae
Source: the annotation of a GenBank genome assembly
AUGGAACAUCUGUCCUUCAUCGGUGCAUCGUGUGGAGACCUGAAGUCAUCGCGGAAAGUCCCUGUAAAGCCAACAACCGGCAUGCCUUAUACGUACUCGAUAGAUCUUGGAAAACCGUCGACCGAACAAAUUCAUUUGUUUGUGGACAUUGUAUUAACUGAAUUGUUAGAACCAAGACCUGCUGAGAUUUAUCAAGCUGAUAAGCAGUUCGUCAAGUUUAGUGGCAAUGCUUACUUUUAUUCCCCGUAUCUGACUGACAAUCAGCUAACGUACAUUCACUUGCCAAAGGGUCAACUUCUAACUCACACUGCUACGUCAAUCCCACCUGUCAUAAAUGGAAAUAAUUUAGUCUAUGGUACUUACGAAAGCCGUCCAGCCUUCUCGACGGAGCCACUUGUCCUACAUUUCGAGUAUUACGUUCCAUUCCUCACGGUCACUGAUAUGACUCGUCUCAUCGAAGUAUCGCAUUGGGGAAAUAUUGCUGUUGAAGAAACGCUUGAAAUCGUGAACACGGGUGCGAAGUUGCGUGGUUCGUUUUCUCGUUUGGAUUUUGAUUAUGGAGUUGGACAACAGGUAGCAGUCAACUCCCUUAAGACAGUUCUACCACCAUCUGCAAAAGACAUUUACUAUCGCGAUGAGAUUGGCAAUAUAAGCACAAGCACAGUCAAAAACCUGCUAGAUUCCGUGGAGGUGACUCUCGUUCCGCGCUUCCCGUUGAUGGGUGGAUGGAAAACGCGCUACACAAUAGGAUACAACAUCCCAGCCUAUGAGUUCCUCUAUCACAGUGGUUCUAAGUUUGUUCUUGUAAUGCCGUUCAUUGACCGUGUUUACAAGGAUCAAUUCAUUCGCAACUUAACGCUGAAAAUUGUUCUCCCCGAGACUUCUGACGAUAUUCAGUUCGAAACACCUUUUCCAGUUCAUGAACAGCAUUUUGAAAAUUUGAAAACAUACUUAGACACAUCAGGCCGAACCGUUAUCGUCUGCAAAGCUGCAAAUCUUGUCGAUGAACACAUUCAAGAUUUCAAGGUGAAUUAUCGCUUCUUUCUGCCAAUGCUCCUCCGAGAACCUAUGAUGCUGAUUUUAGCUUUCUUAUGUAUAUUCGGUGCUGUAAUUAUUUAUGUCCGCUUGGACUUUUCGAUCUACAAGGAUGAAAAAAAUGAACUUCGCCUUCGAAUACAAACGCUAGUAGAUGAAACUCAAGCCUUGCUAAGAUGUCGUUCUUCUUUGUAUCAAUGUUAUGAAGAUGCCCUGACAAAAUAUAAAGGAUCUAAAGAUAGCGCACAAUUCACAACUGAUCGCCGUAAAUUAGAAGCGGAAUAUAAAAGUCUAAAUCAACAGUUGAUGUCAGUUCAGAAUAAAAUGGGAGAUUUAUAUCCGGACGGAGUAGAUAAAUUGAACGACAUCAACCAUUUGGAUCAACAAUAUCGUGAUCUAGUUCAAGAAGGUAUCCAACUGGCAGAAAAACUCCUCACUGGCAAGUUGACAAAACCACAAUAUCAGUCCUCAAAUGACGAUUUAUGUUCCAAGAAAGCUGAUAUAAUCUACAGGAUAGAUUCAAUAUUAGAAUGCCUCUAG